AUGAGCCAAACCUCUAUUCUUGAGAGACUUUCGGCUCUCGAUACCAACACCGUGUCCGAUGCCCUUGAUUUCCUCAACCUCGAAGGUGCCACAUACGGACUCCGGCCACUCUGGGCCUGCCCAGAAAUCGUCGGGCGCGCCAGCACAGUUCAACUUGGCCCUAAGACCGAUGCUGCUCCAACCGCUCAUUUGAUUACCCCGGUGAUCAGCGCUGUCACAAGUGCUGACCGCAUUUUGGUCAUCGCCGGCGGUUUGGAGGGUAUUUCAUGCUGGGGUGAUAUCAUCGCCAACGCCUCCAAAGUGAAAGGUAUCCGGGGGACUAUUAUUGAUGGAAUGAGUCGUGAUAUCGACGGUAGCCAUGACGUUGGAUAUCCCGUUUACGGUCGGGGAGUCACCAUGAUCAGUGCGCGGAAUCGAAUGGUGCAAGUUGGUUCUGGCACACCCAUCCAGGUGCGCGGCGUGACGGUCAAGCAAGACGACUAUGUAAUCGCCGAUAACUGCGGGACAGUUUUUAUCCCCGCUAAUCGCAUUGAAGAGGUUGUGGAAUUGGGUGAGCGCAUCGAUCGACGUCAGAAACUUAUGGUUCAAGAGGUUCGGGCUGGCAAGCCCGUGUCCGAGGUUAUGCAUGACACGAAAUUCGACGCCAUCAAUAAGGACCAGUCUACACAGCGAGCGACCGGAUCCGAAGGGGCACCUACUAUCAAAGAAAAACCGAGAAGAGCUAGUCCCGAAGACGAAGAAUUGGUAGCCCUCUUCGCAGAAUCAGAUACACCCGGAGUCUCUGAUGCACUGGAUAAACUCGGCAUCCCCGGACAAGCAUUCAACAUCAUGCCCUUGACCGACUAUAAAACUGUCACCGUUGGACCCGCUUUCACUGUUCGCUAUGUGCCCGCCAGCAACCCACCUGGAAGUGUGGGCGAUUUCAUCGACGACGUUGCCGUGGGUGACGUUGUUGUCAUCGAUAACGGCGGUCGGACGGAUUGCACCGUUUGGGGCGAUAUUAUGACCCAAUACGCCGGUCUGCGGGAUAUUGCUGGAACCGUUAUCGACGGUGUCUGUCGGGAUGUCAACCGCGCUAUUGAUGACAACUACCCUGUUUUCACUGCCGGUCGUUGGAUGCGAACGGGCAAAGAUCGUGUGCAAGUCGGGGGUGUCAACGAGUCGGUUGGUAUUGGCAAGGUCCGAGUCGAGCCUCGGGAUAUCGUUGUCGCUGAUGCAAACGGCGUGGUGAUUGUGCCGAGGGCUCGCGCUCGUGAGGUAGCUGAGGUUGCGCGACAGAUUGAGAAGACUGAAGCUGGGAUUCGUGAGAUGAUUGCUGGUGGAGCUACGAUCGCAGAAGCCCGGGAGAAGCUUGGCUAUCAUACUCUGCAGCGUAAGGACUAG
This is a messenger RNA of Penicillium brasilianum, 1383 nucleotides long. Lineage: Eukaryota; Fungi; Ascomycota; Eurotiomycetes; Eurotiales; Aspergillaceae. The record is from the annotation of a GenBank genome assembly.